AUGGGAAAGUCAUUUCAUGUUGAGUUCGAUGUGUCUGAUCCCAGUCUUCGUUUCUACGUGUGCUGUAUCUGCCAAAACCAUGUCGCUCUCACCCAAGAUUUCAGCCUUAACUACACGCCAGCAACCGGGGUGACUGGAGGUGUAUUUGAUAAAGUGGUGAAUGUGCAUGUAAACGAAGCAGAGCAGCAGAGGCAACUUGGUCUUCACACAGUAGCAGAUGUCUACUGUAAUAAAUGCGAGAAUCUUCUCGGAUGGAAAUUUAUUGAAGUUUUUGAAGAGGAUCCAGUGGCAAGAAAAGACAUGGUUAUGUUACAAAUGGGGAAGCUGCAGGAAAGGAAUGGAAAUCAAAUAGAAGAAGCAGUGGAACCAAUCACAAAUACAGCUACAGGAAAUCGCCAGUAG
This is a messenger RNA of Nicotiana tabacum (common tobacco), 402 nucleotides long. Its product is annotated as protein yippee-like At4g27745. NCBI's taxonomy places the organism in Eukaryota, Viridiplantae, Streptophyta, Magnoliopsida, Solanales, Solanaceae. The record is from RefSeq and is a predicted model, not a curated record.